Molecule: messenger RNA, 1662 nt
Organism: Drosophila simulans
Lineage: Eukaryota; Metazoa; Arthropoda; Insecta; Diptera; Drosophilidae
Exons: 1
Coding region: 1-1662 (553 amino acids)
Source: RefSeq, a predicted model, not a curated record
AUGCUGAAAUCUCUAGAGGAUGAGCUGUGCUACAGGACUAUUCUACUUUUGGAAGGUGAUCCCAAUGUCGAGUGCUGGCAGCAAAGCUACUUCCACGACAGGGUUCCUGUGCUAAGCUUCAAGGCAAAUGAAAACGUCUACCUAAAAGAUGGUUUCAAUUCAAAGAUACUGGCGCUGGUCUGCCUGAACAAAGGCGACGAAGAUACAAUGAGGUCGCUGUACAGCUAUCUGGAGAACAUGCGAGAUACGCCCACCAUACUAUUCGCACCCUCGGAUAGCCACAUACGUGAUAUCUUCCAGGAGUGCGUCACCGAGAGCAUGCUGAAUGUGCUGGCGUUCAAUGACUCCAGUAGGGAGUUCGUUUACAGCUUCCAGGCAUUCCCAACUCUUCGGGUUGUUAGGCGCAGGGUGAAGGAGGUGCGUCGGUACUUUGAGCCGCAGCUUGAGGAUCUGGGGGGCUGUGUCCUGAAGGUUGUGCCCGAUGGCGUCAUGCCCAGAACUCUGGUGUACCAAGGCGAGGAUGGAGAGCUGCAGAUGGGCGGAUACCUCAGCCAAUUCAUCCGCAACUAUGUGAGCACCAUUAACGCAAGUCUGCAGAUCCGCUGGGACCUCUUCCCGGAGGACGGUGAUUUCGAUAUGGACACCUUAACGGGAAGCAAUCACGUCGACUUCCCAUUAGGGCUGAACGUUCUGAGUAUCAAAACAUUGCAAAAGGACGUCGCCAUGGAGAUAUCCAGCUGGUUCCUCAUGCUACCCAUGGAGCCCAGCCUUCCUCGAGCUCGGUUCUUCAUCAAGUUCGGCCUAUCGCUAUACCUGAUACCGAUGAUAAUAAUCCUAGCCAUCGUGCUACGUAACGCUCAUCGCUUCGAAGCUGGCCUAACUCCUAGCUGGCGGUGCUGUUCAAUGGGCAAUACGGUGCUCCGGGGAGUCCUGGCACAGGUGUUCGUCCUUCCGAAGGGGCUAUCCCCCAAACUAAUGUUUGUCUACGGGCUGCUCCUGGUGAGUGGCUUCUUUGUGAGCAACUACGUGAUUGUCUAUCUCACAGCUUGGCUCAUACAACCCCCGACAAGUGAUCCAGUUACAGACUUCGAGAAAAUGCGCUGCGCCAAGCUGAAGAUCCUUAUGCUCCCGACGGAAGUGGACUACCUGAAGUCCAUGAGGGGAGCGGAGUAUGUGGAUGCGCACAACGAUUUGUUUCAGGCAGCCGACUCCAUGGAUUUCCAGACCCAGCGGAUGUCCAUGGAGCUGCACUUCGCCUUCCCCGUGACGGGCACCUUGUGGCCCCUCUUAAGGCAGGCCCAAGUCAAACUGCACCGACCCAUCUUCCGGCGCUCCAAGGAGUUGGUCUUUCUGCCCUUCGUAAUCAUGGUAAUGACCAUGCAGAACAACUCAAUUUUCCUCAGUUCCCUCAAGCGAUAUAGGUCGCGGACCAGUGAGGCCGGACUAUAUCUGUUUUGGUUCAAGAAAAGCUUUUCCGAGCUGGUGGCGAUCCACAAGAUCUCCUACAAGGAGGACUGGCUUUAUGAUUCCUAUUCCGAUCUGAAGUGGGAGGAUUUUCUCUUUGCCUGGCUUGGCUUUCUUGGCGGAGCUACCGUGAGUUGCCUGGCAUUGCUGGCCGAGAUUGGAUACCACAGGUGGCUCUGGAAACGCACUCACCAAUAA